ACUCGGUGGCGAAAAAACAAGAAGGCGGUUGGUAGUCUCGCUAUCUGUGUUACACGGAAGAUUCGUGGCUAAAUCAACGGUUGCUUGUCUUGUGACUUGUGCUGAACUUGAGCGACAGAAAUGGAGGAGACCGGGGAAGUUGGUGGCGCCAGUGCGUACGGAGCUUCGCUCGCAGGCGGUAGCUUCGACUUUCUGAAGUUUGCUAAACAACCGCACACUAUCGUGCGCUUCUUGAGUUGGAUUUUUUCCAUCGUGGUCUUCUCCUGCAUCACGGCGGAGGGAUUUGUCAACAAUCCGCACAGCCCCUACGCGCAUUGCGUCUUCAACCAGAAUGACUCGGCGUGUCACUACGCUGUGGGCAUCGGUAUCAUAGCCUUCCUGGCCUGUUUUUUCUUUCUCUUAUUGGACGCCUACAUGCCGCUGAUGAGCAACGCAAAGGAGAGGAAGUACGCUGUCAUGGCCGACCUGGGAUUCUCAGGUGUGUGGACGUUCCUGUGGUUCGUGUGUUUCUGCCUCCUGGCUAGCCAAUGGAGUCGUACGCUUGAUGUCAGUGGAUUCCCCCAGGACGCCGCCCGCGCCACCAUCGCCUUCUCUUUCUUCUCUAUUGCCACCUGGGGAAUCCUAACCUACUUCGCUUUGGGGAGAUAUCGCCGUGGUGUUGCCGAUGUCACCCAGAGCAUCUACGCUGAGCCUCCGCCGGAGCAGCACACCCCUUACCCUCCGACCUACGCCCCCUCGGCCUACACCCCCACCACCUACUCCCCGUACCCUUCCAGCGCACCAGACGACUUCCAACAACCCCCCUUCACCCCCAGCACCAUCACCACCACCCAACCCCAGGGGGACUACCAACCCCCCAACUACUGAGGGGCUCCGCGGUGAAGUUUCCCCUAGGUGCAGAUCUAGGAUCAGCUUCACUUCCCCCAUUCCUAACCUUAACCAUUAGUGGGGGAAAUGCAAGAUCUGACCCAAGAUCAGUGUCUAGGCCAAGGGGCAAUUUCACCGAACUAUUACUGGGAUAGAAUUAUGGAGAAAGGAAGAGUGGAAGCUCCUUAUCACCAGACCUGGGUUCAAAUACUAUUUGAAAUAUUUGUUUUGCUUUUGUCUGUCUGGAGUGCAAGGUGGGUGGAGUUUGCACUCUGUCAACUUUUACAUUGGUUUAAUUUGCAACAGGGAAACUGGAUGAAAGCACAGACCGAUAAUGGUUUUAAAUAGUGUUUGAACACAGGUCUGCUUACUACUAGUUCAGUGGAUGAUGUGGUUAAAGGGAGACUUCUACCCUGAGACAGGGGUGCAGCUGAGGGGCAGGGGCAAAAGUCAGAGCCUGGUCACGUGACACGGGAGACUGGAGGUCACAUGAUUUGGGAUAUGCGAAAAACGGCCGAUGAGAGCUCUCGUGGGAGGGGCAAGUGCUUGCUUUAGCUAAUCAGUGUGCUUGUCUCCCCCUCUCUGUUCAGAACUCUAGUCCCCUGCUUCUGUGUUCCAGAAGGAAGGAGAAUGUGUAUCUGUCAGAGGAGGCUGGUGGGGGGAAGCUAUAGGAAGACCUGCUCAUUGUAAUGGCUGGAAUGGAAUAAAUGGAACGGUAUCAAAUAUGGAAACCACAUGUUUGACUCGGUUCCAUUUAUUUCAUUCCAGCCGUUAGUGAGCCGGUCCUCCUAUAGCUUCCUCCCACCAGCCUCCUCUGGUGUCUGUACAUACUAGAUAUUCAUAGUUGAACCGCCAAUUCUUUGAAUGGCUGUAGUGUGUUUUUUAAAAACAUUUUAUCUUUUUGUUUUCAAUUUAGCACAAUUAUCUUGAUGACACGCAAGCACAGUGUUUUAUUCAAUGUCAAAAAAGUGUGUUUAUUUAAUUGACCAGUGUAUCGUGAGACUACUGAAUUCUACAGCAUAAGCCAAAUGCCCAAGAAAGCCUUAUUAUUAAUGUCCUAUGUAUAAACUGCUGGGCUUUUGUCCCACUUCAGGAGCCGUAGACAGACUUUUGUUGUGUCCCAAAUGGCACCCAAUUCCCUUUAUAGUGCACUACUUUUGAUCAAGACCCAUAAGGCUCUGGUCAAAAGUAGUGCACUAUAUAUAGGGUGUCAUUUAGGAUACACAUACAAGUCCUUUUUCAUAACUCUUAAAUCCUGUCUAUCUGAUAACAGUCAAGGUAAAGCCAUAAAAAGCCUAAAGAAAAAAACACAUUAAAGCGCUCAUUAAAUCACACGUUGAAAACACAAGGCUUGUUUGCUCAACUGAUCUGUGUAAUAUGCAUGUUCCUAUCUAGUCAUUAUGUAUUGAGUUUUCAGUCAUCUUUUAUAUGUCUACUGUCCACAAAAACUAUAGCAACUGGAGGGGUUGAAACCCGGCUGUAACCAGGAGAUAAAUUUGAGUCCCAAUUCUCCAAUCUUCUCCCAAAGUGUGCACUGCACUGGCCUACUUUUUCCCCUGUGGCUUUGACAAUGGUGGAAACUCCCUCCAGCCAAUCCUUACACCAGUGCUUUUAGAACCAUGUGCACUGGAAAAGGGUGGAGAAUCGGAACAUAAGUCUUCCACUGCCGCUACAUAAAGCCAUCUAUGGUUUGUAUUACUUUG
Messenger RNA from Salvelinus namaycush (lake trout), 2570 nucleotides. RefSeq names its product synaptogyrin-2-like. Lineage: Eukaryota; Metazoa; Chordata; Actinopteri; Salmoniformes; Salmonidae. The coding region runs from base 121 to 867 and encodes 248 amino acids. Gene Ontology annotation, cellular component: neuromuscular junction; synaptic vesicle membrane. The transcript has 5 exons. The record is from RefSeq and is a predicted model, not a curated record.